AUGGGUACUAAGGAGUUGUCGUCUGCAGCGUUGAGUGAAGUCGGCGAGAUCGAAGACCAGUUCCAAGCCCCGCGAUCAUCGUUCUGGGCCCAGCUCUCGAACCAUGGUGUCGAAAUGCGAGGCGCGGAGCCCGUGCCCAUCGAGAAGCGGACUGAUACGCGUUACGCGAACGUAUUGACCAUCUUCGCUACGUCCAUGACGAGCUUGUUACCGAUUGGUAUCGGCUCAGCAACGACCCUCGGGUUCGGGAUGUCGUUGCGCGACGCCGCGUUGAUGAUCGUGUUCCUCCAGUUUCUGUUCGCGGUCCCGGCUGCGUACAUCAUUACCAUCGCGCCGCUGACGGGGAUGCGGCAGAUGAUCCAGUCGCGGUAUUGUUUUGGAAAAUACUGCAACGUCUUAACGUCCAUCGUGGUGACGCUCACGGUCGGAGGGUUCGGCGUUACUGGUAGCAUCAACGGCGCGCAAUGCCUCGCCGCUGUCCGGCCAGGUACAUUACCCGUCGAGGGCGCCAUCGCCAUCAUCAUGGUUAUAUCCUUAGCCAUAGGAUUUAUGGGGUACCGCGUGAUGCACAUCUUCACGCGCUGGGCUUGGAUCCCGACGCUCGUCGCUAUCAUUAUUCUUGUUGGUGCUGCGGGCGACCAGCUUUGGCAGCAGACGCCCCUGCCGGCACGUACCACCGCCCAGGAAUACAUGGGAAUCGUGGCGUUCGCGGCCGGUAAUAUGAUUACCUGGAGCAACGUCGCGGGCGACUACGCAUGCUAUAUGCCGCCGACUGCGCCGCGGUUCCGGCUUGCCUUGUAUUGUUUGUUUGGCAUUGCGUUGCCAUUCUCACUUCUGAUGGUUCUUGGCGCAGCUAUUGGUGGUGCUGUCUUCACUAUACCUUCUUGGACGGCUGCGUACGAAGCUGGCGGCAUCGGUGCCGUUAUUGGGAAUAUAUUGAUUACUCGACUCGGCGACUUUGGCCGAUUUAUUCUGGUUAUUCUGGGUCUCUCGGUCCUUGGUACUUGCGGCCGCGACGUUUAUACUAUCUCCUUCAACCUGACCGCUGUGGCCCCUAUCUUGCGUCGAGUCCCUCGUAUCGUAUUAGCUGUUGUUGCCACAGCAGUUAUCAUUGCGGUGGCGAUUCCCGCUUCAAGAUCGUUCGUCGCGUCGGUGACGGCGUUUCUUAGCAUAAUCGGCUACUACGCAGGAGCAUCGGUGACGUGCUUCUUAACUGAAUAUUUAUGGUUUCGGAAAGGUGAUCCGAAUAGCCUCAACCCGAAAAUUUGGAACGAUGGCCGUGCAUUGCCGACGGGGUUGAGCGCAUUGUCGUCCGUACUCAUCGCGUGGGCGUUCAUCAUCCCAUCUAUGCAGACAGAUUGGUACACCGGGCCUAUCGCAAAGAAGACGGGGGAUCUCGGCUUCGAAUUCGCUGUUGUCGUAGCAUUUAUAGCCUAUAUUCUUAUCAGAUCCUUCGAGAUUAAAAUCCGAGGCCGACUUUGA
Daldinia caldariorum is the source of this 1482-nucleotide messenger RNA. RefSeq names its product permease for cytosine/purines, uracil, thiamine, allantoin-domain-containing protein. The transcript has 3 exons. Bases 1 to 1482 code for a protein of 493 amino acids. Gene Ontology annotation, biological process: transmembrane transport. Gene Ontology annotation, molecular function: transmembrane transporter activity. Lineage: Eukaryota; Fungi; Ascomycota; Sordariomycetes; Xylariales; Hypoxylaceae. Gene Ontology annotation, cellular component: plasma membrane. The record is from RefSeq and is a predicted model, not a curated record.